This is a messenger RNA of Dipodomys ordii (Ord's kangaroo rat), 512 nucleotides long. It is a transcript of the gene Rtl8b, whose product is annotated as family with sequence similarity 127, member C. NCBI's taxonomy places the organism in Eukaryota, Metazoa, Chordata, Mammalia, Rodentia, Heteromyidae. The record is from RefSeq and is a predicted model, not a curated record. The coding region runs from base 86 to 427 and encodes 113 amino acids. The transcript has a single exon.
GCUGGGCUCUGACACCCGCACAGCCAGCGAAGCCCAGCAAAGCCCAGCGAAGCCCAGCUGAGCGCGGCGGAACGAGCCUGAAGCCAUGGAGGGUCGGGUGCAGCUGAUGAAGGCCUUCAUGGCCUGGCCCAUCCGGCGCUCGGCGCGGCGCUGGAAGAACCCCAUCCCCUUUCCCGAGAUGUUUGACGGCGACACGGACCGGCUGCCCGAGUUCAUCGUGCAGACGGGCUCCUACAUGUUCGUGGACGACAAGACCUUCUCCAGCGACGCCCUGAAGGUGACGUUCCUCAUCACCCGCCUCAAGGGCCCGGCCCUGCAGUGGGUCAUCCCCUACAUCGAGAAGGACAGCCCCCUGCUCAGCGAUUACCGGGGCUUCCUGGCCGAGAUGAAGCGGGUGUUCGGCUGGGAGGAGGACGAGGACUUCUAGGCGGCCAGAGCCUGGGGCCCGGGGCGGGUGCUCCGGGGAGGGGGGGCUGCGCGCCGCCAGGGUGGCCACGGGCGCUGUCCGGCCG